AUGGCUUCGACGACAACAACGACGAGCAGCAAUGGGGCGCACACGGAUACCGCAAUCAUCGCCAUCAAUGUCAUUCUUGCGGUGAUAGCCACCAUCACCUGUGUCGGACGAUUCUGGGCACGAAAGCUCACGGGUUUGGGAUGGGGUCUCGACGACUGGCUGGCGCUGGUCAGUCUGAUCAUCAACCAUGCCUUCUGCGCCACCACUAUCGAGGCUACGGUUCACGGCGGCUUGGGACGAAGCAUCGUUGAUGUGAUGGCUGAAGACCCAAAUCAGCUGAUUACGUUCUUGAAGUGCGUUGUCGUCGCCGAGUUCUGCUACGGCUUCUCCUCGCCCUUGAUCAAGUUGUCUCUACUGGCCUUCUACUGGCGCGUCUUCCCCACGCCGUUCAUGCAAAAGGGCAUCUACACGAUCUCAGCGGCAUGCAUCGGCUGGCUCAUCGCCAUCUUGAUCACGAACUGCUUGCAGUGCCGCCCGCUCGCAUACACGUGGGAACAGACGACGAACCCCGGCGCGGGUACCUGCAUCGACCUGAUUCUCUACUUUGUCGGUAACUCGAUCGCCAACAGUCUCAUCGACAUCUUGACGCUUCUGCUCCCGAUCCGUGAGACCAUGAAGCUACAGGUUAGCUCGAGCAAGAGAAUCGGCAUCUGCUGCGUUUUCGCGCUAGGCAGUCUUGUGGUGGUUGCUAGUCUCGUGCGGUUCGGCUCGUUAGCCUCCCUCUACUCAAUAGGCGUAACAGACAUGACACAGCAAUACGCUCUCAUGUGGACCGCCACCGUCGUGGAGAUCUACAUCGCCAUCAUCGGCGCCUGUGCCGUCACUCUCGUCCCGGUAUACCGCAGGAUCCGUUACGGCACGCCGUGGUCGACCCGGGACCAGAAGUCCAACCAGGUCUCGGGCGGCCCCGCAACCUUCGGAGGUACUGGAGGUAACUCGCGCCCCGGGGUCUCUCACAACUUCAAGCGCUCCGCGAACCACGAGCGUCUGACUACCGGUAACGAUUCUGAGGAGUACUUACACCACGGCAGCGGCAUGAAGUACUCGGUUUCUGGGGCCACCAGCGACAAGCGUGACGUUCUCGGCGAGGACUUGCCCAUGGAUACGAUUGUUGUCCAGAGAGACGUCACGUGGGAGGAGGAGCGGAAGGAGAGGCAGCAUGUUUAG
Molecule: messenger RNA, 1167 nt
Organism: Colletotrichum godetiae
Lineage: Eukaryota; Fungi; Ascomycota; Sordariomycetes; Glomerellales; Glomerellaceae
Exons: 4
Coding region: 1-1167 (388 amino acids)
Source: RefSeq, a predicted model, not a curated record